AUGUCUUCCCUCGAGGCCAAGAUCGUCGUCCUCGGCUCUCAAGGCGUAGGUAAGACAUCGUUAGUGACGCGGUAUUGUAAAGGCGCCUUCAAUCCCGCCCAGAAUACUUCUACCGUUGGCGCUAGUUUUAUGACCAAGAGGGUCUUAGACGGUGACACCGACACUGUCGUUCGAUUACAGAUAUGGGAUACAGCUGGACAGGAACGAUUCCGUUCGAUAUCGCGGCUCUACUACCGCGGAGCUAACGCCUGCAUCCUUUGCUACAGCAUCACCGACGCACAGUCCUUCGCCGAGAUGGGUGUAUGGCUAACGGAAUUACGCCGUAAUCUACCACCUGAUAUCGUUCUCCAUGUAGUAGGAACUAAAGCCGACAUUGUCGCCCGCGACCCCACGCGUCGCGAAGUACCUUUCGAACGGUGCAUAGCUUACGUCGCCGAGAACCUCGCUCCAGGCCUCGGAUCGACACCACCGCCAACCGCAACACCCUCAGGUCUGACUGCCCUACCAAUAGGACCAGGAGUAAGCCAGUCGAGCGUAGUAGUCACUCCCGCCGCGUCAAGCGCCCAGGAACCCCGUAGCCCGAGUAGUAAGCGAAGCAGCGGGUUCUGGGGCCAAGAAGUUGGCUGGGACGCAUGCCACGAGAUCAGCGCCGAGAGCGGCGAGGGCGUCGAAGAGGUCUUCCGGGUCGUGACGCGCAAGCUCGUCGAGCAGAACCGCAAGAUGCAGCAGGCUAUCUUAGCUGCCACCGCGACGCCCGGUACUCCCGGCUACGAGAGCGGCAUGGAUGGGGGAUACUUCGACGGCGCGAAUCCCCGCGGUAGCUUCCGCGUCGGUAGAGAUCGUCGGAGUUGGCUAUUUUCCUCCCCAAACUUCUCACCGGCCGUUACGGUGGAAAAUCCCAACGCGGGCGGCGCAGAGCAGCAAAGACAAGGGGAGGAGCAAGGACGGAGAGGGAGACGCUGUUGUUGA
Messenger RNA from Daldinia childiae, 969 nucleotides. Its product is annotated as Ras-like GTP-binding protein RYL2. Gene Ontology annotation, biological process: intracellular protein transport. The record is from RefSeq and is a predicted model, not a curated record. The coding region runs from base 1 to 969 and encodes 322 amino acids. Gene Ontology annotation, molecular function: GTP binding; GTPase activity. NCBI's taxonomy places the organism in Eukaryota, Fungi, Ascomycota, Sordariomycetes, Xylariales, Hypoxylaceae. Gene Ontology annotation, cellular component: endomembrane system. The transcript has 2 exons.